AAAUUUAACCUCCCUUCUUAACCUCAAAUAAUUAAAACUAGUGUUUUCUGUUUUGAAAAAGUUAGAUUUUGAUUUUUUAGUUAGCCUGAAAUGGAAAUGGACUCAAUGGAAAGCGGAGGGAAGGAAUUGCUAUCAUGCCGUUUCAAAUCAGAAACAGGCGAAGUUUUAGGAGAUAUCAUGGAUUUGCCAGUCAAUUGUACACUGCAACAGUUAACUUUGAUCUGUAAUGCUCUUUUAGAGCAGGAAGAACCAGUCCCGUAUCUUUUUUUCGUAAACGAAACAGAAAUAACUAAUUCCCUGCAAAAGACACUUGAUAUUACAAAUAUAAACACUGAAGAAGUUAUCGAUAUUGUAUACCAACAGCAGGCUGUCUUUCGAGUAAGACCAGUCACGCGAUGCACAAGUUCUAUGCCUGGUCAUGCUGAAGCUGUGAUAUCAGUCAGCUUCAGUCCUGAUGGUCUCAAUUUAGCCAGUGGGUCAGGUGACACUACUGUUAGAUUCUGGGAUGUUUUGACUCAAACACCAUUGCACACGUGCAAGGGUCACAGAAACUGGGUUCUUUGUAUAUCGUGGUCACCAGAUAGCAAGAAAUUGGCUUCAGCAUGUAAAGAUGGUAAAAUUAUCAUAUGGGACCCUUUUACUGGGAAACAAUUGGGUAAAACGAUGAUAGGCCAUAAACAAUGGGUGACUUCUCUGAGCUGGGAGCCUUAUCAUCAAAAUACAGAAUGUAGAUUGCUAGCUAGUUCUUCAAAAGAUGGUGAUGUCAGAAUAUGGGAUACAGUUUUAUGUCAAACAUUGAGGACGAUAAGUGGUCACUUGAAAAGUGUAACUGUUGUCAAGUGGGGUGGCUCAGGACUUAUCUACACCGCUUCACAAGACAGAAGUAUAAAAGUCUGGAGGGCACAAGAUGGUAUAUUGUGUAGGACAUUGGAAGGCCAUGCACAUUGGGUGAAUACACUGGCACUAAACACAGAUUACAUUUUAAAAAUAGGAGCCUUUGACCCAGUUAAAGAUUCUAAUAAAAAUACAUUGGAUGAGAAUAAGAAAAAAUCUCAAGAAUUUGCUCUGAAAAGGUAUAAAGAAGUGACAGAAGCAUGUGGUGAACGGUUAGUUUCUGGUUCAGACGAUUUCACAAUGUUCCUCUGGGACCCAACGAAAGACAAGAAACCAAUAGCGAGGCUCACAGGCCAUCAACAGUUGGUUAAUGAUGUCAAAUUUUCACCAGAUGGUAGGAUACUUGCCUCUGCUUCUUUUGACAAAUCCAUAAGACUUUGGCAGGCUAAAACUGGAAAGUUUAUAGCAACUUUACGUGGACAUGUCCAGGCUGUGUAUAUGGUAGCCUUUUCUGCUGAUUCAAGAUUGAUGGUCAGUGGAAGUGCAGAUUCCACUUUGAAAUUGUGGAAUUUGAAGACGAACAAGUUGGAAAUCGAUUUACCUGGUCACGGAGAUGAAGUUUAUGCAGUGGACUGGUCAACAGAUGGUUAUAGAGUUGCUUCAGGUGGUAAAGAUAAAGUUUUGAAAUUGUGGCAAUAUUAAAAUAUUUUCAAAAGUAUGAAAAA
Messenger RNA from Coccinella septempunctata (seven-spotted ladybird), 1559 nucleotides. RefSeq names its product notchless protein homolog 1 (gene Nle). Gene Ontology annotation, molecular function: protein binding. NCBI's taxonomy places the organism in Eukaryota, Metazoa, Arthropoda, Insecta, Coleoptera, Coccinellidae. The record is from RefSeq and is a predicted model, not a curated record. Gene Ontology annotation, cellular component: nucleolus. The transcript has 3 exons. Bases 91 to 1536 code for a protein of 481 amino acids. Gene Ontology annotation, biological process: ribosomal large subunit assembly; Notch signaling pathway.